Messenger RNA from Phyllostomus discolor (pale spear-nosed bat), 1413 nucleotides. RefSeq names its product transmembrane 4 L six family member 18 (gene TM4SF18). NCBI's taxonomy places the organism in Eukaryota, Metazoa, Chordata, Mammalia, Chiroptera, Phyllostomidae. The record is from RefSeq and is a predicted model, not a curated record. The transcript has 6 exons. Gene Ontology annotation, cellular component: membrane. The coding region runs from base 364 to 1050 and encodes 228 amino acids.
AUGCUCUAGUAAAGUUCUCCUGGUAGAUUUUCUUUAACCCCCUUCCACUGUUAGCUGAAAUUUGCCAGACUCAGUGCCAACCCCAACCCCGACUUCCUUCUUAUAACGUGCUCAGGGUUAAGUCUGGAGCACUCUAAUCCAGAGGAAAAUGACUUAUUUUAAAAGCAGUGAAAACACGGCAUUCCUUUGGCACAGGAUGAAGAGCAGCUCAGCUCUUCAGUCGUAGGUCAUUGUCCAUUGUUCUCCAAACAGUCGACCACUAUUUCACACCGAGAGGCUGUGGGCUGCAGUUCUGAGUCCUGGGCUCCUCAUGAAUGUGAAGUAAAGGGCUCUGACCCAGAAAGUGGUUCUCAGCAGGGUAAAAUGGGGUCUCGGAAAUGUGGAAGCUGCCUAAGUGGUCUGCUGAUUCCGCUUGCACUCUGGAGUAUAAUUGUGAAUAUAUUAUUGUAUUUUCCAAAUGGGCAAACCUCCUAUGCAUCCAGCAAUAAACUCACCAACUACGUUUGGUAUUUUGAAGGAAUCUGUUUCUCAGGUAUCAUGAUGCUUAUAGUUGCAGCAGUUCUUCUUGUUCUGGAGAGUGAUAACAACUAUAAAUGUUGCCAGAGUGAAAACUGCAGCAAAAAAUACAUGACACUGCUGUCAAUUAUCUUUUCUGCCCUUGGAAUUGCUUUCUCUGGAUACUGCCUGGCCAUAUCAGCUUUGGGCCUUGUCCAAGGCCCAUACUGCCGCACCCUCAAUGGCUGGGAAUAUGCCUUUGAAGGCACUGCAGGACGCCCUCAGUGGGCUUCAGGUGAUCGUCUGCCUCAUCAGAGUAGUCAUUCAGUUAUCCAAGAUACUGUGUGGAACUUAUUCAGUCAUCAUCCAGCCUGGAAUCAUCUGAAUAAGGACAAGAAUGUUUUCCAUUAUCGAGUUAUGGUCAUCUAUCAAAGUCUCAUAUUUAGGGUUGAGGGCAGUGUUCAAAUGAUGUUUUCUCCAUUUGGUGUUUAUUAUAGCCAUUGUGAAAUUUAUAGUCCUCCCUGGAAGUGCAAAUUAUGCCACACUUUCAUUUAGAAUUUUUUAAGCAAUAUUAGUCAUGAUCUUUAGAAAUGUUUAUACACUUAAAUUAAACAAGUCUAUUUCUAAUAAUCUAUACCUCUGGAAAUAAAUAAGAAUACAAGAUGAAACUUUAUGCAAAUAUAUAUAUUUCAACAUUAUUUAAUAAUGUGGAAAAUUAGAAAAGCCAAAAAUUUUGAAGGUUAUAGGAAAAAUUAAAUAAAGCGUGGUACACUAGUUGUAAUAUUAUAUGGUCAUUACAAAUAAUGUUUUAAAGAUUAUGAAUAGUGCUAUGUGAAAUAGCAGAUUACAAGUUUAUGUUUACAGUAUAAGCAUAACCAUCUAAAACAAGUAAACAAACAAAACACCUAGUAAUCAAAA